This is a messenger RNA of Cutaneotrichosporon cavernicola, 1920 nucleotides long. RefSeq lists its product as uncharacterized. The coding region runs from base 1 to 1920 and encodes 639 amino acids. The record is from RefSeq and is a predicted model, not a curated record. NCBI's taxonomy places the organism in Eukaryota, Fungi, Basidiomycota, Tremellomycetes, Trichosporonales, Trichosporonaceae. The transcript is spliced from 5 exons.
AUGGCCCGCAAGAGCUACCGCGAACACCGCGCAGAGCGUACAGCAGCUCUCAGCGACGACGGGACAGACCUUGACUCACUCGCAUCUUUCAGCACAUUUGCCAGUCAUACUACCCUAGCCUCCCAUGCGCCUGGCACUUAUCCUUCCUUCUCAAGCUUUGGGAUCGAUGGCGGGUCGUCCCCAUAUUACUCGCAACCCAGCGGACUAGCGCCGCCCACCCUUAGGCAGCGGACCUACAGCAACGUAUCGAGCUUGAGCAGGCGCGACGCGAGCUUGGAUAGUAUCGGGACACCGUCGACCCACAGCCGUUUCCUCUCUCCUCCUCCUUCAGAUGUCCCGACACCGUCAGGGCUACCUCCCUCCUCGGCACCGCCCCCCAGCCGCAGCGUGAGCGGCGAAGACGUCGUCCGCCCACGUAGCAAGGAGGACCUCGAACGCGACAAGCGCCGACGCCGCGCUCGGAACGAGGAACGCUGGCGCCGCGCACGAGCCCGUGAAGCUGCACAUGACGCCCCCGUCCGCCGCGUCGCCAAGGCAGCCAACUCCAUCCUUGGCCCUGUCUGGACACAGGCUGUCGCAUUCUUCGCAUGCGUAGCUGUGCGCAUUUUCCUCACCAUUGCCAUGCUCUGGUUGGACGACUCGUCGCAGACACGCCUUUCCUCCGAGGCAGCAGCCCUACGUCUAGCUUGCGCGGGGCGUGUCGCACCCCUUCUCCGGCCCCUUGUGCCCCUAUGCCGCGCGACGUUUGGUGACGCAGUCGACAACUCCAACGCAUGGCCAGGGACAGGCGCGGUAGUAGCCGUAAUCGGAUUGCGCCUCGCCGCCGAGUCUCUCCUCUGGAGCGCGGCCGUCGUGUGGGCUUCCGUCGAGGGAUGGCGAGAGGGGCGCACGCUCCGAACCAAGGUCACAGCCAUCGUGUACCUGGCCCUCUCGUCCGUGCUGGUGAUUCGGGAGGCAGCGUUCCUUCCGGUUCGCAGCGCGCUUGGAUUCGCAGCGUGGGCACUAGUCGCAACUGUCAGCGGGUACGACACGGCAGCGGCGGCCCUCAUGACGAUCGCCUCGUGGUUUGAGGGAAGCACACGUGUGUACAUCCCCGCGUUUGCGGUAUAUGCGGUCGGGAAGAACGUAUGGCUUAACGGCCGCGACCGCGGGUAUCUCGGCCGUCUCGCCGUCACCGUGCUCGCGACACUGUUUGUUCUUGGCAGCAUGAGUCCCGUGCCACUGCGUGAGCGCGGGGCAGCAAUCGCUGCCGCUAUCAAAGUCACCAGCGUCUCGGGGUGUAUCCGAGCGCUCUUGCGGCGCGUCGCAUCCAUAAUCUCAUUCCGCAACAUCAUCUCGACCAUAGCCCUCCUUCCUUCAACCUACCUGACUCUCAAGUCGAGCUAUACACUCCGGCCAGCGGCUCACGAGCCGGCGUCCGCGGACGUCGUGCCUGCCACUGCGAGACUCCUUCCGAUCGCUCUCACAGCCACCGCGGGCGCGUUGACCCUCUUGCCAGUGGACCCGGCGCUCCCACUGCUCCCCUUGGCGUUCGCGUCCGCUCUCCGCCGCGACGACGACGAGUGGGCUGUCGCCGUGCAGAUGCACCACGUCGCGGCCAUGAGCUUGUGGCCGGCUCUGAGCGGGAUACUUCUCACCUUGGCAAGCGGUUACGUGCUCGCGUGGAACAUGCUCAUCGGGGCGCGGACGGACGCACCCUCCCCGAUGCUCAGCAUGCACCAGAAGACAACCCUUGUGCUCAACUUGGGUGCGAGCGUCUGGCCGCUCUUUGCGCACCUCCAUCUCGCCGCACACUUCAAGUGGGCUGCUCAGUAUGUGGGGCACGCUCUGACGACGUUCAUGGUGCUUAGUGUUGUAGGCGUUGUCGUGUGGGCCAACAUGCGCCUGGUGAAGACGGCCUGGGCUGCGGGGGCGCUGUAA